Hibiscus syriacus is the source of this 1721-nucleotide messenger RNA. RefSeq names its product cytokinin dehydrogenase 7-like. Gene Ontology annotation, biological process: cytokinin metabolic process. The record is from RefSeq and is a predicted model, not a curated record. The transcript is spliced from 5 exons. Gene Ontology annotation, molecular function: FAD binding; cytokinin dehydrogenase activity. Lineage: Eukaryota; Viridiplantae; Streptophyta; Magnoliopsida; Malvales; Malvaceae. Bases 138 to 1700 code for a protein of 520 amino acids.
UUUCUUUUCUUUGUGUGUAAAAACAUCGUAAAGAAACAAGAGAGGCUGAGAGAAACAGAAAACUGAAAUUUUAUAAAGUAAAACAGAAAACAGUUACCGGCGAUACUCUUUUCAUUUUGCAACGAAAGUCUUCAAAGAUGAUUGCUUGUUUGGGACGAACCGUACACGGCACCGACGCCAACUCCACCCCCGACGACGACGUUUCCACCAUUUCCCAGUUACUCGACCUCCAAGGCAGCAUCGAAAACGGCGGAAUUACGGGCGUAGCCGGUAAAGAUUUCGGCGGGCUUUACUCCGCUAAGCCAUUAGCUGUGAUUAAACCGUCUGGGAGCGAGGAUAUAGCUCGGGUCGUUAAGGCCGCGUUGCGGACUUCCCAUCUGACGGUUGCGGCGAGGGGUAACGGCCACUCCAUCAAUGGUCAGGCGAUGGCCGACGGUGGGCUCGUGAUAGACAUGCGGUCCACGGAGGAAAACCAUUUCAAGCUGUUGACAAUCGACGGCUCUCCUUAUAUCGACGUCUCCGGCGGGGCAUUAUGGGAAGACGUAUUGAAACGCUGCAUUUCGAGGUUCAGUCUGGCUCCUAGGUCUUGGACCGAUUACCUCAGCUUGACGGUGGGCGGGACGUUAUCUAACGCCGGCGUUAGUGGACAAGCAUUCCGUUAUGGUCCCCAAACAUCAAAUGUAACGGAAUUGGAAGUUGUAACUGGAAAAGGAGAAGUCACGGUUUGCUCCGAAACCCAAAACUCCGAACUCUUUUUCGGUGCCCUCGGCGGACUUGGCCAGUUCAGUAUUAUAACCCGAGCUAGGGUCAAGCUUCAACCCGCUCCGGACAUGGUAAGAUGGAUAAGGCUAGUGUAUUCUGAGUUUGAAGAAUUCACUCGGGAUGCUGAGUUUCUGGUGACUCAAGAAGAAGGUGAGUUGUUCGAUUACGUGGAGGGGUUCGUUUUCUCCAACAGUGACGACCCAAUCAAUGGUUGGCCAUCCGUACCGUUGGAUCCAGACCACGAGUUCAAUCCGACUCACAUCCCUCAACCCGCCGGCUCUGUCCUCUACUGCCUCGAAGUGGCUCUCCAUUACAGCCACAGCGACCACCAUUCAAAUAUAGAAACGGCCGUGAGCAGACUUAUUGAACGGCUAGGAUUCGUCCGACGGUUGAAGUUCGAGGUGAAUGUUAGUUACAUGGAGUUUAUAUUGCGUGUGAAACAAGUGGAAGAACACGCGAAAGCCAACGGCAUUUGGGACAGCCCUCACCCUUGGUUGAACAUCUUCGUAUCCAAAUCGAGCAUAGUUGAUUUCGAUCGCACGGUGUUUAAAAAGAUGUUGAAAGAUGGAGUCGGUGGGCCCAUGUUGAUCUACCCUCUUUUGCGAAGCAAGUGGGAUGAUCGGACGUCGGUAGUGCUACCGGAAGGUGAAAUAUUCUACAUCGUGGCGUUGCUCCGGUUCGUACCGAAGGGUCCAUCGGUUGAAAAAUUGGUAGCACAGAACCAUGAGAUUGUCAAGUUGUGCAACAAUGAGGGUUUGGAUUUCAAGCUUUACCUCCCUCACUACCAGUCAAAAGAGGAUUGGAAACGACAUUUUGGGUAUCAAUGGUCCAGAUUUGUGGAGAGGAAGUUGAGUUUUGAUCCAAUGGCUAUCCUAGCACCUGGACAACAAAUUUUUAAAAGGACCCAUAUCAAUCUUAAUCAGCACUCUCAAUUGUAAUUUUCAUCUCUCUCUCUCUUU